AUGCGUGUCGCUCAACUCUCUGUUGGCCUUUUGGCUGCUGUAUCCAUCCAUGCGGCUGUUCUUCCCGCCACAGAUAACGAUCUCAAGCCCCUGUCGCUGCGCUACGACGGAGAUCGUGAGGACAACAAGGUGAAGCGGUACGAUGGAGAUCGUGAGGACAACAAGGUCAAGCGGUACGAUGGAGACCGUGAGGACAACAAGGUGAAGCGGUACGAUGGAGAUCGUGAGGACAACAAGGUCAAGCGGUACGAUGGAGACCGUGAGGACAACAAGGUGAAGCGGUACGAUGGAGAUCGUGAGGACAACAAGGUCAAGCGGUACGAUGGAGACCGUGAGGACAACUAA
This is a messenger RNA of Diaporthe batatas, 345 nucleotides long. RefSeq lists its product as uncharacterized. NCBI's taxonomy places the organism in Eukaryota, Fungi, Ascomycota, Sordariomycetes, Diaporthales, Diaporthaceae. The record is from RefSeq and is a predicted model, not a curated record. The coding region runs from base 1 to 345 and encodes 114 amino acids. The transcript has 2 exons.